This is a messenger RNA of Trichomycterus rosablanca, 1162 nucleotides long. RefSeq names its product ribosomal RNA processing 15 homolog (gene rrp15). NCBI's taxonomy places the organism in Eukaryota, Metazoa, Chordata, Actinopteri, Siluriformes, Trichomycteridae. Gene Ontology annotation, cellular component: preribosome, large subunit precursor. The record is from RefSeq and is a predicted model, not a curated record. Bases 29 to 886 code for a protein of 285 amino acids. Gene Ontology annotation, biological process: maturation of 5.8S rRNA; maturation of LSU-rRNA. The transcript is spliced from 5 exons.
CCUGUUCUUAGGUAACUCAGCGUUGUGAAUGAUGGCGGCCUCCGUGAAGAUGCCACAUGUUGUGGUAACAGAUAAAGACUCAGAUGACGAAGACAUUAAUGAAAAUCCGGAGGAAAGUGAAGAGGAGUCAGCAGACAGAAGUGACGACGACGGAUCAGAAGAGGACGAAACACAAAGUAAAGGAUCAAGUGAUGGAGGUGAUGAAGAUGGAUCAGAUGAAGAGGGAUCGGCUGAUGAACAGGUUGAUGGAGAAGAAGCAGAGGAUGAAACCGAAGGGAAUGAUGACGCAGAGGAAAAUGCCAAUGCUGGCUGGGCAGCAGCCAUGGCUAAAAUCCUGGCAAAGAAAACGCCAGAGGACAAGCCCUGCAUUUUGCUAAAGAACAAACAAAGAGACAAGCUCACCGAGAAGGAGCAGAAAGAGAAGCAGCAGAGAAAGAAAAAGGCAGAUAAAAAGAGAAAGUGGGAGAUGAUGAGUCGGGUGAAGCCAGACGUAGUGCAGGACAAAGAGAGAGAAAGGAAUCUGCAAAGAAUUGCUACCAGAGGUGUAGUGCAGUUGUUCAAUGCAGUGCGGCAACACCAGAAGAACGUGGACGACAAGAUGAAGGAAGUGGGUGGAUCUGAGAGGAAGAAAGCAAAAGUACUUUCCACAAUAUCAAAGAAAGACUUUAUUGAUGUACUAAAAGGAUCAGCUGGCUGCAACACAUCUGUCAGGAUUGAAAAAUCUAUGUCUAAAGAGCCGAAAGAGGAGAAGCCAGCGUGGAGUGUCCUGAGAGAUGAUUUUAUGAUGGGAGCAGCCAUGAAGGACUGGGAUAAAGAGAGCGAUAAGGACGAGGCAGGAGACGAUGAACCAGAAGCUGCAGGAGAUUUUAACAGUGACUCAGACUGAGCUUAGCAUGGUUUCUUUCUGUGCUCUAGUGGACACUCUUUAAGAUGAGGAUUCAGUGUGGACCAGAAUCUAUCAGCUUUAAUUUAAAACGAGCGAUACUACCCAGAGUUCUGGGUUUGGUCCGUUGGCUAAGACUGGAUUGCGUGGACGUAAAGGGGCUGCCCAGGGAAUUUUAUAAAAUUGGAGUACAAUUGUUUGUGUUCAAGCACUGUACAUAUAAUCCAUUUCUCAUUACUAACCUCAUAAAUGCCUUUACAAUAAAUCCCUUUAUAUGUA